This is a messenger RNA of Boleophthalmus pectinirostris (great blue-spotted mudskipper), 2118 nucleotides long. RefSeq names its product cyclin-T2-like. NCBI's taxonomy places the organism in Eukaryota, Metazoa, Chordata, Actinopteri, Gobiiformes, Gobiidae. Gene Ontology annotation, cellular component: nucleus; cyclin/CDK positive transcription elongation factor complex. The record is from RefSeq and is a predicted model, not a curated record. Gene Ontology annotation, biological process: regulation of transcription by RNA polymerase II; positive regulation of DNA-templated transcription, elongation. The transcript has 10 exons. Gene Ontology annotation, molecular function: cyclin-dependent protein serine/threonine kinase activator activity. The coding region runs from base 1 to 1782 and encodes 593 amino acids.
AUGGCGGCGGCCCGCGGAGCUCACGGCGGAGCCCCGAGAGCCCCGGCCCCCAGAGCCCGGCCCCGAGCCCCGGCCCCGAGAGCCCCGAGAGCCCCGGCCCCGAGAGCCCCGGCCCCGGCCUCCAGAGCCCCGGCCCCGAGAGCCCCGGCCCCGCGCUGGUUCUUCUCCCGGGAGCAGCUGCUUCAGACCCCGUCGCGCCGCUGCGGAGUCGAUCCAGACCGAGAACUUUCCUACAGACAACAGGCCGCAAACCUGAUCCAGGACAUGGGCCAAAGACUCAACGUGUCUCAGCUCACCAUAAACACGGCCAUCGUCUACAUGCAUCGAUUCUACAUGCACCACUCCUUCACCAAGUUCCACCGAAACACGAUGGCGCCGACCGUCCUGUUUCUGGCGGCGAAAGUCGAGGAGCAGCCGAGGAAACUGGAGCACGUGAUCAAAGUGGUCCACGCCUGCCUGAACCCCACCGAGCCGCCGCUGGACGCCAAGAGCAACGCGUACCUGCAGCAGGCUCAGGAGCUGGUUCUUCUUGAGUCCAUCGUUUUACAAACUCUCGGGUUUGAGAUCACGAUAGAUCAUCCUCACACUGAUGUGGUCAAGUGCACCCAGCUGGUCAGAGCGAGUAAGGACCUGGCGCAGACGUCGUAUUUCAUGGCGACCAACAGUCUUCACCUGACGACGUUCUGCCUCCAGCACCGACCGACCGUCAUCGCGUGUGUCUGUAUCCAUCUGGCCUGUAAAUGGUCCAACUGGGAGAUUCCAGUGUCCACGGACGGAAAACACUGGUGGGAAUAUGUGGACACGAGCGUGACGCUGCAGCUGCUGGACGAGCUCACUCACGAGUUUCUUCAGAUUCUGGAGAAAACGCCGAGUCGCCUCAAGAGGAUCCGAAACUGGAGGGCGACUCAAGCGGCGAAAAAGCCUCGCACCGACCUCGCUCCCCCGGACGCCGCCGCCGCCGCUGCCGCCGCCGCCGCCGCUCUCCCCGGCCCGUCUCUGCUGCAGCACCAGCCUCUGCUCCACCGGGAACCCGCCGCCAACACACUACCUCCUGACACGCUCGCCCCUGCUGCAUCCGCUGUGCCCACCGCCGCGACCGCCCCCACUGCCUCCUCCGCGCCUGCCGCCGUGCCUGCCGAUGUGCCCGCCGCCGCGCCCGCCGCCGCGCCCUCUACCUCCACCUCCGACUGGCCCCCGCUCAGACCCGACCCGAACUCAAACCCGGACUUUUCUGUGACUAUGCAACAGUCGGGUCGGACGCAGGCGCCCAGGCCGUCUCUCGACCGCCACAGAGAGAGACUAAAGACGGGCACGCCGCCGCAGGGGGCGGAGCCUGGCGGGCACGGGGUCCAAGGGAAGGAGAGGAGCGGAAGAGAGAGAAGAGAAAAGGACGGAGAGACAAAGAGAGAGAAAAAACACGCGGACAAGCGGCGGCGGGCGAGCGGGCAAAGGGAGGAGCUAAAGCUGAACUUUAGGCCGGAGGGCGGAGCCUCGUCCGACGACGGCGCCAAAGGUUUGAACCACAGGGGGGCGCCGCCGAGUCCUCUGGGGGACGGCGGCAGCGGGCACGAGACCGGAGACGGACGGAAGAGGAGCCGCCCGGAGACAAACCCCAACCACCAACCUGGCAACCCGCCCCAGAACCCGCCCCAGAACCCGCCCAGCACCGGGUACAAGAACGCCAAGGUUUACAGGAGCGCCCACAGCCCAGCAGGUCUGAGGGCGGCGCAUCUGUUCUCCUCCGGCGAGUCUCCGAGGGACGUGGGCGAACACCGGCACUGACGCCCACCCACCCCCACCCCCCCCACCCCCUCGCCGCACAGAGACUCGGGCCCCGCGUUCGUCUUCCGUUGAUCAUAAUUAUGCAAAUGUUUAGUUUCUUUGCUUUUGUUGUUUUGGCGGCGAGGGGGCGGAGCCUGUUUGGAGGUCGCAUUUGGCGUCUUCACAUUUUGAGUUUGGACGAGGGGCAGUGUGACACGUCCCCGCCGGGGCGGGAAUCACACAUCAAUAAAGACAUGUCCCAAAACCUGGAACUCAGCCUGGAUUUAUCUGAGACUAAACCAGGACUAAACCAGGACUAAACCAGGACUAAACCAGGACUAAACCAGGACUAAACCA